AUGACAGCUGCUCCUCCUACUCAUGCUGGCUCUUGGCGUUCAUUAGAGACCCCAUUGAGUGACUCCAUUUUAUCAACUUUGGAUAAUAUGGGCUUCGACACAAUGACUCCUGUUCAAUCAGGUGCUAUCCCAUUAUUCAUGAAGAACAAGGAUGUGGUGGUAGAAGCAGUGACAGGCUCUGGUAAGACGCUAUCAUUUGUUGUGCCCAUCCUUGAGAAAUUGCUGCGUAGAGAGGAACCCCUUAAAAACUAUGAAAUUGGAGCUGUCAUUAUUACGCCCACCAGAGAACUUGCCCAGCAGAUCCACUCGGUAUUCCAGCUGUUUGUGCAAGAUCACGAAAGAGAGGACGAUAUCAGAUUGGGAUUGUACAUUGGCGGCUCAACCUCCUUGGCAGAAGACAUUUCAUCCUUCAAGAAAGAGCAUCCUCGCAUCUUGAUCGGCACCCCAGGCCGAUUGGAAGAAUUGCUCACUAAGUCUGGACAGUUAGUCAACACAAAGGAAUUGGAAGUGCUUGUUAUGGAUGAAGCAGAUCGAUUGUUGGAUAUGGGUUUCUCCAAGCAAGUCAGCAGCAUCAUUGCUCAACUGCCUAAACAACGUCGUACAGGCCUCUUUUCCGCUACAAUGACAGAUGCCAUUUCAGAACUCAUCCGUGCAGGCCUUCGUAAUCCAGUGCGUAUCGUCGUCAAAGUCGAGGAUCUCGCCAACAAGGGUGCUAUUCAGCGUACACCCGCCACACUCGACAUUGAUUACUUGGUGUGCGAUGCAGAUCAGAAAUUGUUACAAACAGCUCGUAUCCUGGAGACAGAAUUAGCAGAUCAAGAUGGAUCUCGAAAAUUUAUCGUCUACUUUGCUACAUGUGCCAUGGUAGAUUACUUUUACAAAAUCCUGAGUCGCUUACCCAGUCUGAAGCCCUUCUCCUUCCACUCACUGCAUGGACAAAUGGACACCAAGCGCAGAUCAGCAACAUACACAUCCUUUACAGAAUUAUCGUCCGCUAUUCCUGCAGUGUUGCUUUGUACAGAUGUCGCAUCUCGUGGUUUGGAUAUCUCAGAUUUAGAUUAUGUGAUUCAACUGGACCCUCCUCAAGAUCCCAAGGCCUUUUCUCAUCGUUGUGGUCGAGCUGGUCGUGCAGGAAGAAAGGGUCGUGCUACUGUCAUCUUGGUGCGUGGUCGUGAAGAAGUAUACAUUGAUUUCCUCAAGUUGCGAAAGAUUCCUAUUCAACGCAGACCAUACAUCAUGCCUGACUUGACCUUGUUUGAUAACAGCAUUGCUGCUGGGGAGGAUCAAGACGAUGAGAGAGCCACUUCGGUGGAAGUCAAAGACGAAGGUGUCUCCGAUUUCAUUCAACAAAUGCGUGCCAUCGUCAAGACAGACAGAGAUAUCAGUGAUCGCGCUAUCAAGGCCUUUGUAUCCUGGGCCAGAGCUUACUCCAAGCACGAAGCAAGCUACAUUUUCCGCAUCAAGGAUCUAGACCUGAGUCGACUAGCUAUGGGAUUUGGACUCUUGAAAUUACCCAAGAUGCCUGAGCUGAAGGCACAAAAGGACCAAAGCCAGUUUGUGGAAGAAGCCAUGGAUUGGGACACCUUCAAAUACACAGACAAAAUGAGGGAAGCCAAGCGAUUGAGGGAGCUGAAAGAAUACCAAGAGAAACAAGCAGCAUUCAAGCCACAACAACCCAAGAAGAAGACCAACACAGCUUGGUCAGAAAAGACAGACGCUAAAGAACGAAAGCUGGUGCGUAAAGAAAAGAAGCAAGCUAAGAAGGAAUUUUUGAAAAAGCAAGCUCAAGAAGAAGUGGAGCUGAAAAAGAGGCAAUUACAAGAAGAGGAGGAUGAUUGGGAUGACUUUGCUGAAGAAGAGCGAAUGUAUAAAAAGGCUAGAAAGGGCAAAUUAGAUAAAUCAGCCUUUGCUGAAAUGUUUUAA
Messenger RNA from Mucor velutinosus, 1923 nucleotides. RefSeq lists its product as uncharacterized. Gene Ontology annotation, molecular function: nucleic acid binding; ATP binding; RNA helicase activity. The transcript is spliced from 2 exons. NCBI's taxonomy places the organism in Eukaryota, Fungi, Mucoromycota, Mucoromycetes, Mucorales, Mucoraceae. Gene Ontology annotation, cellular component: nucleolus. The record is from RefSeq and is a predicted model, not a curated record. The coding region runs from base 1 to 1923 and encodes 640 amino acids.